Messenger RNA from Morchella sextelata, 1044 nucleotides. RefSeq lists its product as uncharacterized. Bases 1 to 1044 code for a protein of 347 amino acids. The transcript has 3 exons. Gene Ontology annotation, cellular component: chromosome, centromeric region; chromatin; nucleus. Lineage: Eukaryota; Fungi; Ascomycota; Pezizomycetes; Pezizales; Morchellaceae. The record is from RefSeq and is a predicted model, not a curated record. Gene Ontology annotation, biological process: maintenance of mitotic sister chromatid cohesion; mitotic sister chromatid cohesion.
AUGACUCAGAACAACACCGGAAUACCUCUUUCGUUCUCUCACAAUCUUGCGCCAAUCCGUUUGAUUGAGCUGCCCCCAGCGCUGCUAUCCUUGCUCUCAAACACCAACUCUCCGCCCACGCUACAAAUUAAAGCUUCAUCCGCCCCAACAGACACCCACUCAACCAGUAAUCACGCCGUUCUCACUACACCAACACAAACCUUCUCCCUCCGCCAGGUCUACUCCUCCAACUCCCUCCUUCUCCUAAAGCCCUCCACCACCACCGGUCUAAACGUCGUUUCCACGGCUAAUAGCUACAUGGAGCUCAUUCCAACCAUCCACAAUGCCAAAGAUCUGAUUCUGAAACACAUCCCCGUAUUCCCUCCACCCGCUGAUGUCACCCCCAUCACUCGUACGGAAAUCCUCGCCUCCCUCCCCGUCUCAAACGGCGAGUUCGACGCCGCCUGGAGGGGCCUCCACUGCUUCACCUGUCCCAAGGGCUUUGCGUACCGCCCUCUGCCCUCGGCAGUUCUUCAGACGUUGAAGACGAUCGAGCUAGUCAACUCUGCGGGUGAUGACGGCAUUGAGCUGAGCAAGUUCAUGCCAGAGGACCUUGUAGAGGCUAUAGACCGCUACUUUGCCUCACUCCAUGAUGAGGACGAUGAGGAUGACGAUGAGGAGGUUGAGCGCUGUAUCCCUGGCCUCGUAGAGGCCGUACUAUUAGAAGUCGGCUUGGCCAAUUGCAGGAUGGGGUCAUGCAUGUCAAUAUGUGAAAGUACAUGGAUGGCAUGGCUUGGAAGAUUGGUUUUGGAGGAUUGGGCUUUAAAGAGUAAAGGCGAUAUGCUUUAUGCCUCGUUCAUGACAAAGUGGAAGCAGGAGGCCCCGGAUUGGUGUUCGGCAAUCGAAUGCGAGUUGAAGAACAUCGAGGGAUGGUACACUCUUCCGACUCCUAACACGAUUCGUUUUGCUCCGGGAGGCGAUGCUGUUGCGGUUGAGGUUGAGGUGCCAAAGCCGCAGAAAAAGAACAAGUGGCACGAGAAAUUCGGGAAGGGCAAGAGACGUUGA